Molecule: messenger RNA, 1609 nt
Organism: Bombina bombina (fire-bellied toad)
Lineage: Eukaryota; Metazoa; Chordata; Amphibia; Anura; Bombinatoridae
Gene: ZDHHC13
Product: zinc finger DHHC-type palmitoyltransferase 13
Exons: 12
Coding region: 395-1582 (395 amino acids)
Biological process (GO): protein palmitoylation
Cellular component (GO): Golgi membrane
Molecular function (GO): palmitoyltransferase activity; protein binding
Source: RefSeq, a predicted model, not a curated record
CGCAGCCAAAAUCAGAUCACUAAUUUUCAACAAGUUACAGACAACUCUCUCUUGUGCAUUCAACACUCCCAUUAUAUAAUCAUUGAUGACAUCAUGUGGGUGGCACUACGGGAGCUGACCUUCCCAUUGGUUAUCUGGGAAGUCUAAAUCGGAUUGGCCCUGGGAAAUUUCAUUUUUAACAGCCAGAAAGAACCUUCUGGCUGUAGUUCUCGCAACAUAACACCAGUGUAAACUGCCCCAUGGGCACAGCCACCAGCAUAGCCACCAUCAUCUUCAGGGGCAACACAGCAAUUUGCGAGAAGACAAAGACCCUGCACAUCACUCCAAUGAAGCAGAAGAUUACAGUACCUGGGACAUAGUUAAAGCCACACAGCACGGCUUGCUGGACCGUUGCAUGGAGCUUGUAGACGCAGGAUAUGACGUUCGACAACCAGACCAAGAAAAUGUGACCCUACUACAUUGGGCUGCCAUAAACAACCGGCUGGAGCUUGUAAAAUAUUUCAUUUCCAAAGGAGCAGUUGUUGAUCAGUUAGGCGGCACGUUAAAUUCUACUCCGUUGCAGUGGGCUGUCAGGCAAGGCCAUUUACAAAUGACAAUUCUCCUAAUGAAGUUUGGUGCGGACCCCACUCUUAUUGAUGGGGAAGGUUACAGCAGCAUCCAUCUGGCAGUUGUGUGUCAGCAUUUGCCUAUUAUUGCGUAUUUGGUUUCAAAAGGACUGAAUAUAGACACUCCAAAUAUGAACGGGAUGACUCCCCUCAUGUUGGCUGCAAAACAAGUCAUUGGCUUGGAGCCCACAAACUUCCUAUUAAAGUUUAACCCUUCUAUCAACGCUACGGACAAAGUUCACAGGAAUACAGCACUACACUGGGCUGUCUCAGCUGGCAAUGUUAACGCUGUAGAUCUUCUGCUAGAAGCUGGAUCCAGUAUAGAUGUUGAGAAUGCCAAGGAAGAAACCCCUUUUGACAUUGCACAGCAAACCAGGAAUCGCAUGAUUGUUCAUAUACUAAUGAAUGAAAAGCAGGCUAAAACCAGUAGGAACUACCGAAUACUAAAGCUGUUUCAGAAAUAUGAGACAUCACUGUUUGUGCUGAUUGUAUUGGCUGCAGUAGGGGUUGUUGGAUACAUACUGGACAUGCAUACGGACUCCUGGCUCUUAAAAGGAACACUUUUAGUUCUAGUGACUUCAGGUUUGCAGUUCUUUACCAGACGUUUUAUUAGUAACAACAGCCAGAAGCAUUUGCCUGGAAUCUUUUUUCUAAGUUCAGUUUUUUGGAUUUUUAUUACUUGGUUCAUUUGUUUCUUACCUUAUAUGGCCAAGGCAGCUUUUCAGGUGCCCUUCAUUCUGUGUGUAUCGUGCCUUCUCUAUUUCUUCUACAAAACGUGGAGGUCAGAUCCAGGGUACAUAAAAUCCUCAGAGGAAGAGACAAAGCAGACCAUUGUCACACUUGCUGAAUCUGGACUCUUGGACUUCAGAACGUUUUGCACAGCUUGCUUGGUAUGUAUGUGCUUUUUAUUUUCUGUGCAGAAAUUGACUGUAAUCCAAAGUUUUUUUUGUUGUUUUUGUUUUUGCUACUGUAGCUGACCAUUUCUGUGUAGCUGGGACUUAAAU